CCGGCGCGGUGAGCGGCGCGGCGGAUGGAGAGUCUGGCCGCGGCCAGCGGCGCCGCCUCCUCGUCGCGCCGGGCACGGCGGGCCGGGGCCUUUGUGUGAGGCGGCGUCGGCGAUGGUGCUCGGGCCCCGCGGAGCCGGAUUAACUGUGCUGAUUAGGAGGCAACUUCAUAGAAGCUGCUAAAAUGGGCAUGAGGAUCAAGCUGCAAAGCACCAACCACCCUAACAACCUGCUGAAAGAACUCAACAAGUGCCGGCUCUCGGAGACCAUGUGCGAUGUCACCAUUGUGGUGGGGAGCCGAUCCUUCCCAGCCCACAAAGCCGUCCUGGCAUGUGCAGCUGGCUACUUCCAGAACCUCUUUCUGAAUACGGGGCUUGAUGCUGCCAGGACCUAUGUGGUGGACUUCAUCACCCCUGCUAACUUUGAGAAGAUUCUAAGCUUUGUAUACACAUCGGAGCUCUUCACAGACCUGAUCAAUGUUGGGGUCAUUUAUGAGGUGGCUGAGCGCCUGGGUAUGGAGGACCUCCUGCAGGCCUGUCACGCCACCUUUCCUGACCUGGAGAAUACUGCUGUUGCCAAACCCCUGACCAGCACCAGUGAGAGCCACGCCAGUACUCUGAAUUGUGGCUCAGUAGAACCUACUCAUACCCUUGGAGAACUUCGUGGCAGUGGGGAGCACUUUGCCCCUGAUAGAAGCUAUGUAUUGUCUAGUGAUACUGGAGGAAGCUAUAAAGAGGAAGAGAGAAAUGUUACCAGUGACACUAACCAUAGCUUGUCUCUGCCACAGCAGUCACUGCCACCAAAGACAGAGGAUCAUGAUACACCUGCUUCUUUCACUUCCCUUCCUGGUGUGGGGACCCAACCAAUCCUCAGCACUGUCAGUAUGGGCAUCCAAACCAGCACAAGUUCCUGCCUGCCAUUCAAAGUUCAGAGCAAUGGUGACUUCAGUAAAAACAGCUGCUUCAUUUCUGACAAUGCAAUAGACAUUACCACUGGGACCAACUCCUGUCUGAGCAAUAGUGACCACUCUAAAGAUCCAGGGUUUGGCCAGAUGGAUGAGCUCCAGCUGGAGGAUCUGGGGGAUGAUGACUUGCAGUUUGAAGACCCCACUGAGGAAAUUGGUGCAGCUGAGGAGGUGAUUGAGUUGAGUGAUGACAGUGAGGAUGAGCUGACUUUUGGAGAAAAUGACAACCGAGAGAACAAGGCCAUGCCCUGCCAGGUAUGCAAGAAAGUUCUGGAGCCCAACAUUCAGCUGAUCCGGCAGCAUGCACGGGACCAUGUGGACUUGCUGACAGGCAACUGUAAGGUCUGUGAGACCCACUUCCAGGACCGCAACUCGCGGGUGACCCAUGUUCUAUCCCACAUUGGUAUUUUCCUUUUCUCCUGCGACAUGUGUGAAACAAAGUUCUUUACCCAGUGGCAGCUCACCCUCCACCGCCGGGAUGGAAUAUUUGAGAACAAUAUCAUUGUCCACCCCAAUGAUCCCCUGCCUGGGAAGCUUAGUUUGUUUUCUGGGGCGUCCUCCCCAGAGUUGAAAUGUGCUGCCUGUGGAAAGGCAUUGGCCAAAGAUUUCCAUGUGGUCCGGGGCCACAUCCUUGAUCAUCUGAACUUGAAGGGCCAGGCCUGCAGUGUCUGUGACCAGCGCCACCUCAACCUUUGUAGCCUCAUGUGGCACACGCUCUCACAUCUUGGCAUUUCGGUCUUCUCCUGCUCUGUCUGUGCAAACAGCUUCGUGGAUUGGCAUCUCCUUGAGAAGCACAUGGCUGUGCACCAAAGCCUGGAAGAUGCCCUGUUCCGCUGCCACUUGUGUGGCCAGAGCUAUAAGUCGGAAGCUGCCUAUCGCUACCACGUCAGCCAGCACAAAUGCAAUAGUGGCCUUGAUGUGCGGCCUGGUUUGGGGCUACAGCAUCCAGCUCUUCAGAAGCGGAAGCUGCCCGCUGAGGAGUUCCUGAGUGAGGAGCUGGCUCUGCAGGGCCAACCUGGGAACAGCAAGUAUAGCUGCAAGGUCUGUGGGAAAAGGUUUGCCCACACAAGUGAAUUUAACUACCACCGGCGGAUCCACACGGGUGAGAAACCGUAUCAGUGUAAGGUGUGCCACAAGUUCUUUCGAGGCCGCUCAACCAUCAAGUGCCACCUGAAGACACACUCAGGGGCCCUCAUGUACCGCUGCACAGUCUGUGGCCACUACAGCUCCACCCUUAACCUCAUGAGCAAACAUGUUGGUGUGCACAAAGGCAGCCUCCCACCUGACUUCACCAUUGAGCAGACCUUCAUGUACAUUAUCCAUUCCAAAGAGGCAGAAAAAAACCCGGAGAGCUGACUGGGUCCCAGCAGAGAUCGGGGAACUCCCAGGAGGGAGCCAGGACAUUGGUUUUCGAACGGCUGUUGGUCCCUCUCCAGUCGGUUACAGUUUUGCCUUGCUAGGAAUUUGGGUCUGUCUUGUGUUUAAAGAAGAAAGAGCACAGAAGCUGUCACUGUUUUUGAGAAGCAAUGGACCUAUCAUGUUUACCUCCUUAUUCUUGCCCAUAAGGGCUUUUUUUUUCUUUUGAGGCAAAUAUUGGGGUCUCGUUAGGCAUUUGGUGUCAACUAGAUCCCCUUUCCCAGCCUCUUGACUUUUAGUUUACUGAUAGGUUUUAUGCUGCUAAGAUGCCAACCAACAGCCUCACUGAAUAGAGGAGGUGGAGAGAGGUUUUCUCUGUGGGUAUUUCUGCCAGACUUCAACUGGGACAGCCAGUUCUUGGGAAUAUGUUGGGAAUAUGGUCAUUUAGAGACAGAUCAACAGGGCAGCUCACCUCAGGUCCAGUAGUCCUAGUCCUUACCACAGAAAAGGCAUGAGGGUUGGAGGAGUCUGCCUGUUCCACAGUUUUAACCUGCUGAUGGAAAGAAUAUUUUGACAGCUACAUCCCAACUGAGGACAAAGCUUUCUGUUUGGGUCACAAAGCUUUGGGCAUGAAUCCUUACCAGCCAGAAGAGGUGUCCUGCAGCGCUACCAGAAGUGGUAGCCUGAAUGGACUGGAAGGGAGCUUUCUCUUUUCUCCUCAGUUCCAAAGAAAAACUUUUAUAAGAUGAUGCCCAGGACGUGAGGUCAUCUUUGUGAGGCAGAGAGGACAGGGAACCACUUUGAUAGAGUCAUUUGUCAUUCUGGCCAUCUCUGUUGCCCUUGAGUUUUCAGAUGGGGAGGUGGGGAUGUCUGAUAACAGCCUUGCCUUAAUUCAGAUCCCAUCGCACUUACACAUGUGUUUGACCCCUCAUGUAGAUGGGAAGAUUCCAUGAGGUGGUGGAAUGGUGGACUGUGAUCCUUUCAGGAUUUAAAGCACCCGAGUAACUGGUGUACAGCAGGUUGCAUUUUGUUUGUCCCUGUGCAGUAAUCUGUUUAUUCUAACUGGGCUUUUUUAGCUCUCUAUUGACCUGCUGGAAUUAAUUUAAUCAUGGCAUCUCCACCAGGGGGCACUCUUACACAGCAGCUGUUUUGGGCCCUCACUAGGUGAGUAGGGAACUUGACUCAAACCAGGUGAAUGGUUGGCUCUUGGUUGGCUUUUGAGGGGGGCCUUGCCCAAAGAAGGCUUGAGGGAGAGGGCCCUCAGAUUUUGCAUACUCACACGGUGGCACCUCAGGACCUCUUACUACCUCAUUUUGCUCAAGUGAGCUCUGGGAGUUCCUGGUCUUGGCCCUGAACUAUCUGGUGGGACUGGACUCAGCAGCACCCGGGCUGGUUCACAAGCAGGUGGUUUUAAUUAACCCACAAAGCCUUUCUGGAUGUUAAUAUUUAUUUAUUUUUGUUUUUGUAUACAUACUGCCCAGCAUCUCUUGGAUAAGAGAUUUCAGGAAAAUGAGUUUUUCUCCCUAGUGAGUAGCCAUAUUCCAGGGGACAAUCCUGGCCAGAAAUUUGGGAAGCAGAGUUGAAUGAGGGGAGAAUGUGCCAAGCUUUAAAAUCAAAUUCUUUUUUUCAGAGUCUCUUGCAGAACAAACCCAAGGAAUUCUUGAAGCAAAUGGAUUUAAGCUCUAAAAAUUUAAGCUUUGAGCUUAUUAAGUUCCUUGUUAGAUUCCUAAGCCUUUCAUCCCUGUUCCAUCUGUGAUGGAGUAGGUUGGGGACUGGGUAGUUGAGGGGGGUCAGAUCACACAAAAGACAUCUUUGCACAAGUUCUCAUUCUUCCUAAUCUUGGAAAGCUGAAUGCAGACAUCCAGGCAAAGUAAAACUUCGUCUUUGUUGGACCUGCUGCCCCUUUCCCUAGCUCUCCACUUGAGGUACAUGGCUUUGUUGGGGUGACGGUUACCUGAAAACUUGUGUGAGUGGCCCCAGAUGGUUUGAUCAUUAAAAUCCAACUUUUGGGGGCCAGAGAUGGUAUAGUAGGUAGGGCAUUUGCCUUGCCUUGCAUGCCACUGACCCUGUUUAGCUCCUUGGCACUGCAAAUGUCCUCUGACCCUCACCAGGAGUGAUUCCUGAACACAGCCUGGAGUAAACCCUAAGCACCUCAAACUAUGGCCCAGUAGCCAAACCAAAACACCCAGCUUGUUAAAUAAAUAUUUCUUUGGGAUUUUCUUGUCAACAAAGCAGUGCUGAGACUUCUCAUCCAUGAUUGGCUUCUCCAUUUCUGACAUUGACCAUUAGAAAUUUAAGAGUUAAAAUGUGUAAAAGAUAUUAAUUUAUGUACUAAGCUUUGCAAGACUGAGUGAUCUUCCCAGCGUUGGUGAGGACUGAUUUUUGAAUGCCUUCGGGAAUGGUGAAACUUGCAGCUGGCCAGGUAGUUGAGACUGACUCAAUAAGCUAGAGAGACCUUUUUCCUAUGUAGAUGGCUUCAUGACGCUGGGUAAUAUGUAUACUUAACUUGAAACUGUGAAAUUUUCCCUUUUUUGCCAGUAAACCAAAAAGCAAUCCUUGAAACUUUGCCCUUUAACACUAAAUACAUAACUGCACCCCCUGAUCUCUCCCUGAGGUCUAGUGGUUGAUCAGGAGGCCCAGUAGGUCACAGAUAUGUAGCAGGGUCAGUAGCUCAAGAGGCUCAUUGUCCAAACCCUGUUCCUCUGCUCCCCAUAUUCACACCCGAGCCCUCGAUUUGUUCUUUGCCUCUGCCUCCAGCUUUUUUCCUCAGUUGCUUUACUUGAAACACAUUGAAGUUAUGUUGUGGCUGAGUGUGCUCUAAAGUCCCUGACGGUAUUGUCUGAUACGAAGUUUAAUUUUUUUUCAAUCUCUGUUCAUUUGAUUUUGUUGUCUUCUAUGCCCUGGAGUCUGGUUUAGAACGAUCUCUUACUGGGCUGUUUUGAGGUUCCCUUUCAUCCUUGAAUGUCUCAUUUUUCAGUUCCCUCCCUCCCCCUCGCCCCUCUUUUGUACUCAGGACUGGCUACAUAACUUAUAGAGCCCCCUUAAGAAUUGGUAAGAAUUUCAAGAUGACACCUGUAGAGCAUUACACCAAGCAUGAGGUAAUUCCCAGCCUGUUUAUUAAGGGAAAAAGGUAAUACUUUCAUGGUACAGACAAACAGCAGACCAUGUGACCAGAGGAGGGGAUCAUUGUCUUGGACAUCUUGAACCCAGUUUGGCCGGGUGCUCCUGGAUCACUGAGGCAACAGCACCCUGGGAAGCUCUGCUCUACCAUGGUAUUUGGUUUCAAGUUUUAGGACUCCGUGGAGUUCACUGCUAGUUGUAAAGGAAGGAGGUGGGAGUAAGAGUCCAGCCCAGGUGACCCCGAAAAAGUAGGAUAUGGGGGAAAAAUUCUUUUUGACUUUUGAUCUAUUAGAGCCCAUUUGUCCCUUGGAGCAUUUGGGCUGAACACCUGUGCUCCAGUCAGGUUUUUGCUACUGAUGGCUUUUUUUUCCCCUUCUCUCUCUUGAUUUUUAUGCUCUGAUCCCCAGCUCACUCCACUUUUGGAAGUGAAUUUAAAAUCGUUUGUAGGUGGACACUGCUUUUUUUUUUUUUGCCUAGGAAUUGACUGUGUGGAGGUCUGUGCUCAUCCAGUAGUCUCCUCAGUCUGCCCUGAAGGAGUCCUAAAGCAGGGCACACAGCAUCCUGUUCAGAAUGACGACUCAUGAAGUCUUCUCCGAGUUUAUUUAACACCCCUCAUCCUCCUAGCCCACCUCUACUAGCUAAAGUCUAUUAUGAAACCGAGGAGAGUUGUUGACUUCUAAGAACUUCCAUUAAAUUAAUAAGUACUGACCUCCUAAUAUUUAAGUGUUUACUAUCUAUUGCUGUAAAGUUUUGUAUAUUUUGUAAACUUUUCCCCCCAAAUAGUAGAUGUCCAAAAUCGUACAUCUGAUUCUUUUAUAUUCCAUUGUUCAGCACAAAGUGUGGUUUUUAUUUAGAAUAAAAAAAGGAAAUUUGAAAAUGGAGUUUGUUUCCUAUUGACUGUGAACAUGCACA
Messenger RNA from Sorex fumeus (smoky shrew), 6350 nucleotides. It is a transcript of the gene ZBTB39, whose product is annotated as zinc finger and BTB domain containing 39. Gene Ontology annotation, molecular function: protein binding. The record is from RefSeq and is a predicted model, not a curated record. NCBI's taxonomy places the organism in Eukaryota, Metazoa, Chordata, Mammalia, Eulipotyphla, Soricidae. Gene Ontology annotation, biological process: regulation of cytokine production; negative regulation of transcription by RNA polymerase II; regulation of immune system process. Bases 183 to 2318 code for a protein of 711 amino acids. The transcript has 2 exons.